Molecule: messenger RNA, 1267 nt
Organism: Microplitis mediator
Lineage: Eukaryota; Metazoa; Arthropoda; Insecta; Hymenoptera; Braconidae
Gene: Gclm
Product: glutamate--cysteine ligase regulatory subunit
Exons: 6
Coding region: 290-991 (233 amino acids)
Biological process (GO): glutathione biosynthetic process
Cellular component (GO): glutamate-cysteine ligase complex
Molecular function (GO): glutamate-cysteine ligase catalytic subunit binding; enzyme regulator activity
Source: RefSeq, a predicted model, not a curated record
UAAUAAAUAAUCCAGUCAUGUUCUAAUGACUCAUCUAAUUAUUAUUUUUAUAAAAUAAUUUAAGAUCAAGUUCUGAUAACGAUAACUUGUCAUUCCGAGUUAUCACGUGGUUCUGUAAGCGCUUAUAUAAUUUAUCCAGUGGCUCAUAUAUUUUUGAGUUUACUUGCAAUCAGUCACGUGAAAGUAAUUCGCUAAUUAAAAAAUUAAUAUAAACAAUUAAAAAAAUCUCAUUACUUGUUUUAAAAAAAAAAAUUUUUUCCGCCAAAUUUGAAUAAUUUAAAAAGUGAACAUGGGUUCGAAAAGUGUUUUGUAUAAUACUGGGAAUAUUCUUUCGUUAAAUAAAUUAAAAUUAAAAGCGGGCAAGACGUCAGAGGAAGAGCUUGUCGAGGCUCUCAAAAUAAUUCUCCAGGAUCCUCAAAAUACAAGUGGAAAUGAUGUAAUUAAUGCAGGUGGUGGUGACAGAAAGGAAUUAAAAAUAACAGUAAAAAUAUUCAUGCAAUCUGAUGAUCCUGAAUUACUUAGAGAUGCUUUAGAUCAAAUACUCAAAGAUCUACAUACUGACAAUAUUGAGACUCUGAUUCUUGCGUACGGUGAAGCUAAAAACAUUGAAAAAGAACUAGAGUCACUACAAAAAUUAUGGCCAGUGCUAGAAGAAUUUAUUAAUGCAGGAAAACUUAUGUCUGUUGGUGUCAGCAAUGUUGAUACUGGGAUUUUUAUAAAAUUAUACGAGUGGGCAAAUGUAAAGCCGACAAUUGUACAAAUAAAUCUAGCAAUGUGUUGUGUCGUCCCACCAAUUCUUCAAGCAUUUACACAACAACAUUACAUUCAAUUAUUAACACACAAUGAUCCUUAUCAAAUACUAAAUAAAGAAUUGUUCGUUGAAUUGUUCGGCAAUGAGGCGACACUAAAUUGGGUCGCUAAAUAUCAAGUGCACAUCAAGUGCCGCGGAGUUCUGUCAUCAAAAGGAUAUUUUGUUAAUGUUAACAAAUAAUUUAUUAAUUAUACUACUCAAUAAUUUCAUUUAAUUUUCAAUACUUGAUUAUAUUUUUUUUAUUAUAUUUAUAUUUAUACAUAUACAGAUAUAUAUUUUCAUUAUAACUAUUCCAUAGCACUUUGACAGCAUUAAAUGUAUGAUAAGUAAAUUGUAAUUAAAAUAUACUUUUAUAGAAUAAUUUUAUGAUUUAGUAUUAUAAAAAAAAUCAUGUCUAUCUUUUUUUUUUAUUGUAGAAAGUGUAAAAAAUUAUGUAAUAAAAAUUGAUAACUGAAA